Cynara cardunculus var. scolymus (artichoke) is the source of this 883-nucleotide messenger RNA. Its product is annotated as vacuolar iron transporter homolog 4-like. Gene Ontology annotation, cellular component: membrane. The record is from RefSeq and is a predicted model, not a curated record. Gene Ontology annotation, molecular function: manganese ion transmembrane transporter activity; iron ion transmembrane transporter activity. Gene Ontology annotation, biological process: intracellular manganese ion homeostasis. The coding region runs from base 67 to 711 and encodes 214 amino acids. NCBI's taxonomy places the organism in Eukaryota, Viridiplantae, Streptophyta, Magnoliopsida, Asterales, Asteraceae. The transcript has a single exon.
AGCAAGUUUCAAUUCCUCAUCCCCUUCAUCCUUUGAGUACAAUAUUUUGCUUCCUCUUUCACCUUCAUGGCUACUGCUCAAAAUGAUUCAAGUGUUCCUAUUCCAGAAAACCAAUCUCACCCAAAACAAUGCCAAUUGGCAGCAGAGGAAGGCUUUGAUUACUCUCAAAGGGGACAGUGGCUCCGUGCAGCAAUCUUGGGAGCAAAUGAUGGUUUGGUUUCUGUUGCAUCUCUGAUGAUGGGUGUUGGAGCUGUGAACCAUGAUGCCAAAGCCAUGAUUAUUUCGGGGUUUGCCGGACUAGUUGCAGGUGCAUGCAGUAUGGCAAUAGGAGAGUUUGUUUCAGUAUAUUCUCAAUUAGAUGUAGAAGUGGCUCAAAUGAAGAGAGAGGGUAGAACCAUAGAAAAUCCUGAAGAAAAAAAGAAAGAACAGCUGCCAAAUCCUACGCAGGCAGCUGUAGCAUCAGCUCUUGCAUUUUCUCUAGGUGCGAUUGUUCCGUUACUUGCUGCUUCCUUCAUAGGUGACCAUAAGGUGAGGUUGGGAGUGGUAGUAGGGGCUGUGAGCUUAGCACUUGUGCUUUUCGGAUGGAUUGGCUCUAUUCUUGGGGGCACUCCAGUAGUGAAGUCUUGUUUUAGGGUUCUCUUUGGAGGCUUGAUGGCUAUGGCCAUCACUUUCGGACUUACCAAGCUGAUUGGCUCUAGUGGACGACUUUAACUUGUAAUCGAAUCAUUUUCAUGUGUAUGAAAUAAAACGCAUGCCUUAUUUUUAUGUCAAAAAUUAAUGUACCAUAGGCCAUUGUUUGGGAUUUGAAUUCGUUGAAUGCUAAACAUGUAAUGUGUCUGUUUAGUCACAGAGAAGUAAGCAUCUUCUGCAUUCAAAACUAGAG